This is a messenger RNA of Camelina sativa (false flax), 592 nucleotides long. RefSeq lists its product as uncharacterized. The record is from RefSeq and is a predicted model, not a curated record. Lineage: Eukaryota; Viridiplantae; Streptophyta; Magnoliopsida; Brassicales; Brassicaceae.
CACAAACAACAAUAACUUUCUCUUGACGUCUAUCUCUUUCUCACCAUCACCAUUACCUUCUUAAUUCUCCUCUCUUCCAGGAAAUUUUAAACCUUGAUAUACCAAACAAAAAGAAAACUAAUCCAGAUAUGCAAAUGAUAAGAACCCUAAGCACAAGGACAAGAAGUCGUCGCAGCGGAUACGAGCGUGUAAGCGAUGAUUCCACCUUUAGCUUACUCGGAGCAAAGCUGAGGAGGUCAACUAGCGUUCCGUACUAUGCUCCAUCGAUAAGGCUUGGUGGAGACUUUCCUGUGAUUUUGGAAAAGCUUCCAAGCCAAAAGCCAAAUAAAACAGUGGUGACAAGCAAGUUGAGCCAUCCGAUCUUUAGUUUAUUUGAUGGUUAUCGCCGCCGUAGCAAGAAGAAAGCAACGGCUAAGCCGGAGUUCUCUAGAUACCAUGAAUACCUUAAGGAAAGUGGAAUGUGGGAUUCGAGAUCUAAUACUCCUGUUAUCUACUUCAAGUAGAUGUAUAUAUAAAUUAUGUUAUGAUUUGUGUUCAUUUUAUUAUAUUAUUUGUGACAAAUCUAAGUGAUACGAAUAUUGAUUAUCUCUAA